Bactrocera oleae (olive fruit fly) is the source of this 4073-nucleotide messenger RNA. NCBI's taxonomy places the organism in Eukaryota, Metazoa, Arthropoda, Insecta, Diptera, Tephritidae. The record is from RefSeq and is a predicted model, not a curated record.
UGUGGUGACAUUUUAUUUUCGAACUUGCGCGUUUUCGAUGUUCCUUCUUAGCAAUUAACAUUUUAGUACUGCUAACAUUUGCUCCUUCUCUACUCAUCAACAUUCUCUGCUUUAAGUGCUUCAGUUGUUUUGUUGUUGUGUUGGUGAAGUGUUGAAGAAUAUAUAAAGACGGAGCUGCAUUUAAAAAUUAGACUACAGCGCUUCCUGGUUGAAAGGAAAUGGAUUGCGACAUCUAGCGUCGUGAAACUACACUCUGCGUAUAAUUGUGAAUUGAAAAGAUGGUGACAGAGAACGUAUAUUACGUAUACAAUUUUUGUGCCAGCUGAGUUUUGUUUAUCAUUUGCAUUGCGAUGUGCAAUCAUUCAAUUUCACUUGCAUUAAUUCAAUUUCACUCGCUCAAAUUGGAAUUUCGGAAACGCGUAUCAAAUACAAUGGGAGAACGACAUUUCUCAAACUUAUUCAGAAAUUAAAUGAGCCAGUCCAAUCAGAUGGGAAUCAUUUACGUACACAUGCAUGCAUACACGUACAUUCAUUAAGAUUUUAAAUCGAAAAGAUGUUAAAUUAAUUGAUUCAAUUGUAUGGCCAAGACGAUCAAAGAAAGUGCUGUCAGAAAGAAAGCUAUUUUUUAAAAUUUUUUGUAAUAAAUAAUAGAAAAAUUUGUUUAACAAGAUUACACCAAUUAUUUUUGCAGCGUUGUUAAAAACCGUGUAUUCGUGUAUAAAUAUACUUACCUCUCCUUGGCUUACGUUCAAAGGUUACAUCAUUGGUGCUGCGCUAUACUAUUGAGGAGCAUCUGUUGUUUGAUCGCUUACAUCAGCAUAGAUCAACGAACUGAGUUUAAAUAACCUACAUUGUUCGCUUCUUAUAUGAGAAGUUCAUAAUAAUAUAAUCAGAAAAAGUAAUAUCUUAUCUUAUAGUGCAAACAUAAACAUUCAGUCACAAAGAGAACCAUUUACAGGUUUAGCCAAUUUUCAAUUAAGAGAAUAUUUUCCCUUGCGGCUGUAAUUGCUUUAAUAUGGGCGAUUAUGACGUUACCGGCAAUUAUAAGCAACAUUGGAGUGAUAUGUCCAAUGAUUACCAACAACCGCAACAACAAAAACAACAAUUAGCCACGGUAACACAAAUACCAAAGCAAUAUGAAAAUGUUAAAAAUGUGGAUGAAAUUGAAAGCGCGCUGGCGAGUUUUGGGGAAGAGGCAGCGAUUUCAGUAUGCCUAACAUCGCAAUCGGAGCGGUUGACAGUUUCUCGAUUAAGGGGUGGUCACGAUUUAGACAGCAACUAUUUACUGAACAGAAACAAUCAGAUACCUCAGCAAAAAAAAAUGUUCGGAAAGAUGACUAACAUUGCGAAGAAUCGAAACUUUAUAGUAGAUUUAUUGGCCAUAUUUUUUGGUAUUGGAACAUGGAUAGGUGUAAACGGUACCUUCAUUCAAGUACCCUUGCUGGUUAAGGAAGCGCCGGAAAGUUGGAGUUUACCAUCGUAUCUUAGUAUUGCUGUGCAAAUUGGCAAUAUCGGUCCUAUCACAUACACUUUAAUACAACAUUUCUUAAAAAAAAGGAUAAGCGAUGCGCUUUUUAUUUAUAUACUAUUGGUGCUUGGCACAUUGUCGGCUAUAUUCACUAGCUUCUUUUACGAGAAAACUGUGAUGAUAUUUGGCGAGGAGAGGAGCUUAGCCUUGUAUAUACUUACUUUUGUAUCCGCGCUUACUGCAUGUACGAGUUCGGUACUUUUCAUACCCUAUAUGGGUCGUUUUAAGGAAAUGUACUUAGUAACAUAUUUUGUUGGAGAGGGAUUAAGUGGCAUGCUGCCAAGUGUUGUAUCACUUAUACAAGGAAUAGGUGGCGACGCCGAAUGCAUCUUGGUAAACACCACCACAUCUGGUGAAGAAAUAUUUGAGAAAGUAAAUCCACCCGCACGUUUUAGUCCAAUGGAAUAUUUCCUUUUUAUAUUCGUUAUAUUUUUAUGCAGUGUAAUUGCGUUUACAUUGCUCGAUCGCCUUAAAUUGGCCAAACGUGAAUAUGCUGCAGGUCAAAUCGAUUUUGGCAACAGUUAUAAAUAUGAAGAGAACAACGCAACAAAUACUAUAGAUGCUGUAGCUAACGAUUCAACAGAGAAGCAAGCGAAUUCAACACAUAUUUCCUCAACAGAAUAUGUUGCACUAUUGCUGCUCAUUGGUUGUUUGUCAUUCUUUGCCAAUGGCAUGUUUAAUUCUAUACAAUCCUACUCAAGUUUGCCAUAUGGAAAUUCAGCGUACCACCUGUCGGUAACAUUAAGUGUGAUUGCUAAUCCGGUAGCGUGCUUUCUGGCAAUUUUUUUGCCACACACAUCGUUGCGGCCUAUAUAUGUGCUGUGCUGCUUAUGCGCUACUUUAACUGCCUACGUUUUCAUGACAGCUUGCAUGAGUCCACUACCACCGUUACAUGACACAACUAUUGGAUCGACUUUAGUGAUUAUUACAUGGACUCUGCUGAUUGGUUUAGUAAGCUAUACCAAGUUGUCUAUUUCGUCGAUAAUGCGGUCACAGGGCGGUCGGUCACUGGUGUGGACUGGUUGUCUAACUCAAAUUGGUGCUUUAUUAGGUUCGGUCCUAAUAUUUAUUUUAAUUAAUUUUACUAAUAGUUUUGAAGAACCACCGGCUAGUGAAUGCUAAUAAAAUAAAAACAAAAAAAAACUAUAUUUACAUGGCAGGAAAUGUACUUAUAUCAAAACGAGCAAAAAAUUACAUUUUUUAUAUAUAUAAUUUAGUUGUUUGUUGGUAUCACUUUAAAUAUUUUUAUCAACAAACAGUAAAUACAUUAAAAAGUUAGCUGAAAAAUUAAAAGAAAGUGCAUUUAGACAAUAAAAUUGAUAUAAACCUACAAUUGCAUUUUUAAACGAGGUAAUAGUGUGCACAUAAUUUCCCUUCAUAAUAUUCUUUUAUGGCCACAACCGAGAAAAUAAAACGACUAAAGCAACACACGAUAAUAUAAUAUGUUUACAUUUUAAUAAUUUUAGCUCUCAAAAGUUUGGAUGUUUAUCUAAAUAUUUCAUUAAAAUUUAAUGUUAACAGUGCUUUUUUCACGGAAAUUAUUAUAUUAUCAAUAGAUUUAAAAAAAAAAUAUUAACCAUACCUUUUAUACAUAUCUUACAAUUUUUAAAAUUAUUCAUAUUUAUUGCUAAGUCAUACUUUUUUUUAUUCCAUUCUCCAAAUUUAUUUUAAAAUUUAAUAUAUUUUACAUUUUUUAUAUCACUUUUCAUUUUUGAAAAGCCAUGAUUUAUAACGUUAAGUUACAUUGCUGAACAAAGUUGAUUUAUACUAAAACUUCUUACUGCUGAUUUGUAGACGAAAUUUUGUUUUUCUUUCGUUUUAGCGCAAACAAGUCGUACUCACUGUCAUCAUUGUCACCCUCGUAGCCCAUUUCAACACAGCUACUUUCAUUACCACACAUGUUGCCUAUGCAAAAAUUUUCUGCGGAUUGGUAGACAUCCAUGCUAGUGACACUGCUGCAGCAGGAAGCGUAGCAUGACGGUGUUAUAUUUUUCCCGUUUUCACAGCUAUUUACCUGUCCUGACUUAUCAUUACUAAACAUGUUUAUUCGAUGUUUUAAGGUAGAGUUGCUUUUGGUAGAGAUUUGACUUUUAACGGCAGCUAAUGCAGGCUCAGUUGAUCCAGAAUCCUUUAUUUUAUUAUCGUCAUUAACAACAAUAUUGUUGAGAGUAUCUGAGCUAUGUUGGGGAAAAGUCGGCGACUGCCCACAAUCAUUUUCAAAUUCUAUAACUUUUGUCGUUAUAUUAAUGUUCCCUUUGAUAGCGUUCACCGAUUGAGUAAUAACAUUUUCCAAAUGUGUACCAAGGAAAGUAUCGAUUUUUUCGAGAGAUUCUUUUGCGCGCUUAAAAAGCACGAGACUUUCCUUUAGUACAUGGCUCUCAUUAAGUUUUUCGAAAUUCUGCAAAAUUUUACGAAUGUCUACCUUGCUUUCAAUAGAUACAGGUAUCUUUGUUGAAUUUGAUUCUCUUGCGGUUUCGAAUUCUUUAAUUAGUUUUUUGAUUUUGGUAACAUUAUCGCUGGAAUCAAUAUCGCUGUUUUGUGGCAA